Messenger RNA from Erythranthe guttata (spotted monkey flower), 2217 nucleotides. The record is from RefSeq and is a predicted model, not a curated record. NCBI's taxonomy places the organism in Eukaryota, Viridiplantae, Streptophyta, Magnoliopsida, Lamiales, Phrymaceae.
AUGGAAUCCAAACAUUUAGUACUCUGGUUUCAGGCAAUCUUCUUACUAAUCUACUUCCCAUGUUUUUUCUGUCAAACUUCUCCGGCUAACUGCGACGGUGGCAAGCCAUUUGACUGCGGCAACGUCCGGUACUUAAGCUACCCGUUCUGGGGCGGCGCCCGCUCGUCGGACUGCGGCCGCGGCCAAGGCUACAAGCUCAUCUGUCACGGCGGCGUCCCGAUGCUGAAUAUCUCAUCGUUAACGUACGUAGUACAACAAAUUAAUUUCGACGGCAAAACACUCAAGAUCGCGAGAGAGGACUUGUUGACAACCACUUGUCCGAAAAUUAUCAGCAACACAACCAUAGACCUUGACCUCUUCGAAUACACGCCCGAAUCCGAAGAAAACAACGUCACUCUCUACUACGAUUGCUCCGACAAAAAUGGCGAGCCCGGUUACUUGGAAACGAACCCCAAUCUAUUCAGCUGCAACGGCAGCGGCGCAGUCAAUCUGUUCGACGUAUCGCCGGCGGGCUCCGGACACAAAAUCACGUGCGGGGAGAGUAUUUCCGUUCCGGUGAGCAAGGAUGACGCGCAGUCUUUAAAGAUUCCGACGGUUUCUCCGGUUAAAAAUUUGCAGGCGGCUCUUGCUUCUGGAUUUUCCGUCCAGUGGUUGUCGGAUGGGAAAGAGCGUUCUAUCCCUUUUUGCAAUCGUCAAGUUUAUGGUUCUUGCACUCCUCCUCUGGCCCGCCCUUGUAAUUAUCAAACCAGAUGCAGCACGGGCCGCGGCGACUCCAUUGUUGGCCCCAUGCCGCCGCCUCAAGGUAUUUUAAUUACAGUUUACUUUGUUGUUUACAUGUUCAGAUGUAUGCCUCCUGAUUCCAUACGAGCUCCUUCCCCUGAAAGUGACGGCAACGAUUCUCGCACCGGACACGGGAGAAAGCGUGUUACUGAAAUUGUCCUAGCAGUGGUGGUGCUACUUUGUGUAACUGGUGUGAUUAUAGUGUUCCUUGCCAUAUAUUUAUUUCUUAAGAGACGACGUCCGCCAACUGGCCCUAAUAAGAAAUCUAAUCAAGAUGUCGAAAGUAUUCUAUUACAACAUGGAUUACUCGCUCCAAAGAGAUACAAAUAUUCAGAAAUCAAGAAAAUGACCAAAUCCUUCAAUGAGAAGCUUGGUCAAGGAGGAUAUGGAAGUGUCUACAAAGGUGUAUUACCUGAUGGAACCCUCGUUGCUGUCAAGGUUCUGAUCGAGGCCGAUGGCAAUGGAGAAGAAUUCAUAAAUGAAGUUGCUAGCAUUAGUAGAACUUCCCAUGUCAAUAUUGUCAACCUCUUGGGAUUUUCGUUUGAUCGAAAUAAGAGAGCUUUAAUGUACGAGUUUAUGCCCAAUAAAUCUUUAGACAAGUUCAUCAACGACAAUAAUUGCCUGGAUUUGGAGAAAUUGUACGAGAUUGCCGUUGGAGUUGCCAAGGGACUAGAAUAUCUGCACAUAGGCUGCAAGACUAGGAUUGUUCAUUUUGACAUUAAGCCUCAAAACAUUCUUUUAGACGAGGAAUUCUGUCCGAAAAUAUCGGAUUUUGGGCUUGCUAAGUUGUGUAAGAAAAAGCAAAGCAUAUUAUCAGUGCUUGGGACAAGAGGGACCAUUGGUUAUAUUGCUCCCGAAGUAUUCUCGAGAAAUUUUGGAGGAGUUUCUUAUAAAUCUGAUGUCUAUAGCUAUGGAAUGAUGGUCCUUGAAAUGGCUGGAGCGAGAAAAUUUGUCGAAAAUGAGGCAAUUCAGUCGAGUGAGAAUUAUUUUCCGGAUAAAAUCUACGAGGAAGUUGUACUUGAUGUAACCAAGAGGUUGGGCGAUUUCACGUUUGAAGAGGACUUGGAAGAAACGACGAAGAAAAUGUUUUUGGUAGGAUUUUGGUGUAUUCAAACAAAUCCAUCGGAUAGGCCAACGAUGUCGAAGGUUUUGGAAAUGUUAGAAGGAAGCCUACAAUCUAUACAAAUUCCACCGAAGCCAGUUUUGUGCACUCCUAUUUUACCGGCACAAGACGGUUCCUCGUCAUUUUCAACAUACGUGGAGACUGAAAAUUCAUCUAAUGUUGUAACUAUUUGAUUACUGGUUAAUUGAAAAAUUGUAUUAGUCUUAAAUUGUAAAAUCUUCAUUUGUCAUUUUGAUGUGAGAAGUUUGUUAUUUUUUAGAGCAAGAAUUUUGCCUUCCACAAUUCAAUCCUAAAAGAGUUAAAAGCAUCUAAAA